This is a messenger RNA of Nomia melanderi (Alkali bee), 868 nucleotides long. The record is from RefSeq and is a predicted model, not a curated record. Lineage: Eukaryota; Metazoa; Arthropoda; Insecta; Hymenoptera; Halictidae.
AUGCCACAGUGGCUGGAUGGGCGCGUACUGCGACCAGUGCGUGAGGUACCCGGGCUGCCUUCACGGUAGCUGCCAAAAGCCCUGGGAGUGCCUGUGCGACGAGGGCUGGGGCGGUCUGUUCUGCAACCAGGACCUGAACUACUGCACGAAUCACAAGCCGUGCAUGAACGGCGGCACCUGCUUCAACACCGGCCAGGGUUUGUACACCUGCUCGUGCGCGCCGGGCUUCACCGGCACUGACUGCGAGAAGCCGCUUUUGGACUGUCACUCGAAGCCCUGCCUAAACGGCGGCUCGUGCACCAUGGACUCGUCCUACAGCAAUUCUAGCCUGACCGCUCUCGCGGCGAAGAGCGGCGCGGACGCGUCGAAGCAGCAGCAGCAGCAGCAGCAGCAGCAGCCGCAGCAUCACAGGACAGCGUACAAGUGCACCUGUCCGCCCGGUUGGCGGGGCAGGCACUGCGAGAUCAGCACGAGAUCCUGCCGGGACUCGCCGUGCCAUCACGGCGCCACCUGCGAGGACGACUCUCUGCGCGGGUACGUGUGCCGGUGCCCGGCCGGCUACACCGGCAACGACUGCGAGUCCCAGCUGAACGAGUGCUCGCCGAAUCCCUGCGAGAACGGCGGCAGCUGCACGGACAUCGUGAACGGCUUCAAGUGUACCUGCCCGCCGGGCUACACCGGCGACCGCUGCGAGACCAACAUCGACGACUGCCAGGGCGACCCCUGCCUGAACGGCGCGACCUGCGUGGACCUGGUGAACCAGUUCCGCUGCCAGUGCGUGCCCGGCUACGUCGGCAGGAUCUGCCAGGACAAGGUCGACUACUGCCUCGCGAAGCCCUGCGCGAACGGCGGCGGCUGCAUCUCGGGG